Messenger RNA from Hyla sarda, 3459 nucleotides. RefSeq names its product solute carrier family 27 member 4 (gene SLC27A4). The transcript has 13 exons. Gene Ontology annotation, cellular component: plasma membrane; microvillus; endoplasmic reticulum membrane. The record is from RefSeq and is a predicted model, not a curated record. NCBI's taxonomy places the organism in Eukaryota, Metazoa, Chordata, Amphibia, Anura, Hylidae. Gene Ontology annotation, molecular function: long-chain fatty acid transmembrane transporter activity; long-chain fatty acid-CoA ligase activity. Gene Ontology annotation, biological process: medium-chain fatty acid transport; response to nutrient; long-chain fatty acid import into cell. The coding region runs from base 441 to 2375 and encodes 644 amino acids.
UUGUGGGGAUUGUGCAAAUUACUGUAAAAUGUCGCUAUCUUUACGGCGAAUUCGGGAAAUGGCGGCGGCGGUACCGCUAAUUAAAGCGCCCUGUGUGACUGCAGCCUUAUUACAGCCCGAAAUCUCAAUAAAGCUUCUCCGUAGAUCAGAGCGACCAUCGGCUCUCGACUACUCGUGUCUGGAGGCCGCGCGCUGCCGAUCCGUCUCCCGCCAUGCCUUGCGCACGUCAGGUAAUUGGGGUUCGCAGAAAGUAGGGAGAUCCGGAGUACUACACCCUGCGGUAGUCACGUGGUGUGCGGUGGGCGGGGCCUGGUGUCUCCGCAUGACGGGGCUGCUCCCGGAAGAUCGUUCACACCGGGGCAGAGCGGAGGAAGAGUCCGCAGCCGGGAAGGACGUCAGAGGAGCCGGCGGGGAGGAGCGGGGCUGACUGCUGCAGGAAGAUGCUGCGUCUGGCGUCCUGUUCGUCCCUACUGCUGCUGCUGAAAGCCGUGGUAGGGCUGCCCUGGUUCCAGUCAAUUGGCGCCGUGCUCGUGUUCUACCUGGGCUCCGGAGGAUGGAAGUUUAUGAAGGUUUUCUACAAGACCAUUGGGCGAGAUGUGAGAGGUGCUAUAACACUUUUCCGGGUGAAGCUGCAAGUUAAAAGACACCUGCGAGAGAAGAACACGGUCCCCAUCAUAUUUAAGGAAUGCGUUAACCGCCAUCCUGACAAGACAGCGUUGAUCUUCGAGGGGACCGGGGCAUCUUGGACGUUCCGGGAGUUGGACGAGUUUUCCAAUGCGGUGGCCAACUUCCUGUACGCUGAAGGGUUCCGCAACGGGGAUGUCAUCGCGCUGUUCAUGGAGAACUGCAAUGAGUUCGUGGGGUUUUGGCUUGGCAUGGCCAAAAUAGGGGUGGAAGCAGCUUUGAUCAAUUUCAACCUGCGCCUGGAUGCCCUGGAACAUUGCUUCAGCGUCUCCAACUCCAAGGCUGUGAUCUUUGGACAAGAGAUGUCCCAAGCCAUGACAGAUGUCUACGCUCUGAUGGGGAAAUCCUCCAUACGACUUUACUGCCUCGGUGACUGUGACCCCUCCGCAGUGCCCCCUGGCUCAGAAUACAUAUCGCCCCUACUGCAGAGCGCAUCCCGGAUCCCUCCAAAAGACCCCGGGAGGAGCUUCACAGAUAAAUUAUUCUAUAUCUACACCUCCGGAACAACGGGGCUCCCCAAGGCUGCCAUAGUGGUGCAUAGCAGGUAUUUCCGCAUGGCUGCCUUGGUGCACUAUGGCUUCGGCAUGCGAUCGGACGACGUUAUUUAUGACUGCCUUCCGUUGUACCACUCCGCAGGUAACAUUGUCGGAAUGGGUCAGUGCAUCCUCCUCGGUCUUACGGUUGUGAUCAAGAAGAAGUUCUCAGCCUCGCGGUUUUGGGAUGACUGUGUGAAGUAUAACUGCACGAUUGUCCAGUACAUUGGCGAGAUUUGCCGCUAUCUCCUCAACCAACCGUUGCGGGAGGCAGAGUCCCAGCACAAAGUGCGCAUGGCAUUAGGGAACGGGCUGCGUCCCGCCAUCUGGACCGAGUUCAUGUCCCGGUUCAGGAUUCCUCAGAUUGCGGAGUUUUAUGGAGCCACAGAAUGUAACUGCAGCUUGGGAAACUUCGACAACAACGUUGGGUCCUGCGGAUUCAACAGCCGAAUUCUGCCCUUUGUGUAUCCCAUCCGGCUGAUGAAGGUGAAUGAAGACACAAUGGAGCUUAUCCGUAGUCCGAAAGGUCUCUGCAUCCCUUGUCAGCCAGGUGAACCCGGGCAGCUGGUUGGCCGUAUCAUCCAGUCAGACCCUCUGCGUAGAUUUGACGGUUACGUGAACGAGUCGGCCACUAACAAGAAAAUAGCCAAAAAUGUCUUCAAGGAAGGAGACAUGGCUUAUCUCUCCGGCGACGUGCUGGUCAUGGACGAGCUGGGCUACAUGUAUUUCCGGGAUCGCACAGGUGACACAUUCCGGUGGAAAGGGGAGAACGUGUCCACCACCGAGGUGGAAGGAAUCCUAAGCAGACUCCUCCAGCAGGCGGAUGUGGUGGUCUACGGUGUGGAGGUGCCAGGUACUGAAGGCAGAGCUGGAAUGGCGGCCAUCGCUGACCCCGACCAUAAAAGCGAUCUUGAAAAAUUUGUCAAAGACCUUAAGAAGACGCUGCCUGGGUACUCGCACCCUGUCUUCCUGCGAUUACUGCCAGAAGUCAACAAAACAGGAACGUAUAAAUUCCAAAAAACGGAAAUGAGGAAAGAAGGCUUCGACCCCAACGUGGUGAAAGACUCCUUGUACGUCCUGGAUUCCCAACAAGGAAAGUACAUCCCAUUGGACGCUGAAAUCUAUAGAAAGAUCCAAUCUGGGAAGCUAAAGCUGUAGUCUGCAGGUUUCCAUCUUUUUUUUCUUUCUUUUUUUUACAUUUUUAUUUUUCUUUGCUUUUGGUUCUGGUCACAUGACACAGUUCGAUUUAUGGAGCAGACUGGAUUUUUUUUUCAACAACGGAGAUUAUAUUCACGUACCAAAGUACAUCUAGGGAUACGUUGGGGCGUUUAAAGGGACAUUUGUUUUUUUUUUUAGUUAUUUUUUAAACUGUUUCUAAUUUAUUUUAUUUUUUUUUAAGCCCAGCAGGAGUUUUAAUUCACUUUGUACAGAUUUGCGUUUCAUCUCUCGGACACUUCUGGCUUUUUUGAGGUUGGACGCCGUCCACAAAGGGAAUAUGACAAGGUUUUAUUUUUACUAGACAAUUUACUGUGACCUGAGGAGCGGACAGGGACUCCAUAUUGGAAACAAAAAAAUGGAAGAAUUUUAGAGACAUAGUAAACUCAAUGGAAAGCUGUGGGGUUGUACAUAGAACCCGCACCAACAGAUGACAUAUAUAUAUAUAUAUAUAUAUAUAUAUAUAUAUAUAUAUAUAUGACCAUAACACUAUUCACGCUAUGUCAGAUGUAUUCUAAUAUGUUGGGGGGGUUGGACUGUCUACACUUACACCUCUGCCUUCAAUGCUUUCCCUGGCAGGAGAAUAUCAAGCCAUAAUGUAGACUUCUUAUAUCUGUAUCUGACCACUUCCUGGUGAUCCGGAGAUUAGUCAACAGGCCUUAUUGUACUGUUAAAUCCAGUGUUUCCUUAAAGGGUUAUUUUUUUUCUUAAAUUAACUGGUGCCAGAAAGUUAAACAGAUUUGUAAAUUCUAUAAAAAAAAAUCUUAAUCCUUCCAGUACUUAUCAGGGGCUGUAUACUACAGAGGAAAAGCUUUUCUAUUUGGAUUACUCUUCUGUCACGACCACAGUGCUCUCUGCUGUCCAUUUUAGCAACAGUCCAGAGCAGGAGAAAAUCCCCAUAGCAAACAUAUGCAGCUCUGGACAGUUCCUAAAAUGGACAGCAGAGGUCAGCAGAGAGCACUGUGGUCGUGACAGAAGAGAAAUCCAAAAAGAAAAGUGUUUCCUCUGUAAUAUACAGCCCCUAAUA